Erpetoichthys calabaricus (reedfish) is the source of this 5388-nucleotide messenger RNA. It is a transcript of the gene rpp25l, whose product is annotated as ribonuclease P/MRP 25 subunit-like. Gene Ontology annotation, molecular function: RNA binding. Gene Ontology annotation, biological process: tRNA 5'-leader removal. The coding region runs from base 507 to 1100 and encodes 197 amino acids. Gene Ontology annotation, cellular component: ribonuclease MRP complex. NCBI's taxonomy places the organism in Eukaryota, Metazoa, Chordata, Cladistia, Polypteriformes, Polypteridae. The transcript has 3 exons. The record is from RefSeq and is a predicted model, not a curated record.
AACCUCCUUGUAAGUCAGGUCAUGUUUUAAGAUUCUUCGAAUAUAUUGCGGCUAGUGGGCAAGUUGAGCCGUGGCAGAGUGACCUAGUGCAGUACUCGUGGUAAAAGUCUUAAAAUAAGCUUCGAAAGAUCCAAAUGCAUAUCCUCUGAAAUAAGAGUAGUCAGUCUUCAAACUCAUAAGGGAAUCUUUGACUGCUGACUCGAGGUUUGUGUUGCCAGAACGUUUACAACACACUGAAAAUUUCGGAUUAUAUAUUUGUAAAUUAGUAAAAUACAUAGACAACGCUAUCGUUUUCGGAACGAAACACACAGAGACAGAUGUCAACUGAUAGUGGAAGUGGUCGAAAGCCGCGUGCGCAGAGGAAAACUUGGUCAAUUACUUACGUCUUUCUAAGAGGAAAUUGUUCCAUUAUUUGCCUGCAGGACAUCCCAAAUUUAUUUGGACAUGGAUUUAAUUAGGCAUUAAGUACAGUUACAGUUUUCAAGAUCUCACCUAGAAAACCAGAAAUGGAAAACUACAAGAAGAUUCAAACGACAGAAAAGCCCUGUCCAAUGCCUUUCCAGGAACUGCCGUCUGACACCCCAGAAAUGAAGGUCAAGGAUGGCAGUAAAAUACGUAACUUAGUGGGGUUCGCUAUUAGGCAUAUGGAGAAGGAGGAGGCAAGGUGCAUAGUCUUCACAGGAAGUGGUAAUGCUGUGUGCAAGGCCAUCAGUUGUGUGGAAAUCUUAAAGCAACACAUUAAGGGUCUGCAUCAGGUUACUAAACUUCUGUACAAGCUUACUGAAGAGUUAUGGGAGCCACUUGAACCCACUGCUGGACUGGACAGCUUAACUGUGAAGAGGAAUGUGCCAGCUAUCUAUGUGCUACUGUCAAAAGACCCUCUGGAUGUUUCAGAAUCUGGCUAUCAGGCACCAGGGUGCUUUUCUGCUUUUUGGGCACAGACCUUAAAAGAUGAAGAAAGUCAACAAGGGCAAAGAAGGAAGCGCCAAGCAGGAGUGUGGCAAGGAAAAGGAGGAAAAGGCAAAUAUACGCCUCAAAACCCAGGAAAUCGUGGUGAGCCAGUCAAAAAGACUCAAGGCAGAGGGCGUCCAAAGCAGUAGGUCCUACUGAAUUAGACAGCUGGACUGACCCUUUUAAAUGAUGAGGUGAUCAUUCAGUCUGAAGGUCUUCAUUGUUUUGUAUUUUACUCUUCCUUCCUAAGAAAUGUGCACUCUUUUGGGCAAUAACACUUCACUUAGAUAGUCUCCUCUGAUUGGGUCUUGGGGUAGAGUGGUGGUGUUGAAAAUUUCUGGUUAAUAGUAGUCUGUCUUUUCAUUUUUAUCAGUGACACAUUGUUUGGUUUAACGUUGUUGUUGUGUCCAUUGCCUGCACAGUGGUUUUUAUUAUUUAUAUUUCAGAGUUACAGCAGUCAACAAAUAUGUUGCAUAGCUCAUUAGGCUUCUAAGCUGCGGUGUCUCCAAACACAAUUGUAUGUAUCAUGCGUUGGGUAAGCUACUCUAGAGUAUUGUGUGCACAUUGUAAUUUUAUAAUAAGACUGCUUAGAGCUUCGAAGAAGAGCUUUAAUUAACAGUAAGGAAAUCUCUGUCUUUGUAUUGGUAUUACAGAUUACUUCACCCAACAUUUUGGGUCAACUUCAGCGACUCUUGUACGCUUAUUGAAAGAACAAUUGAUAUAUGAUUAAACUAAGAAUGGAUUGUGCACCCCCAAACCCAGUAUAUAGAUUUAUUUUUGCUCAUUUCCUUAUUUUGUCAAUAAAUUACUUAAUAGACUGCUCUGUAUGAAUUCUUUGAGCAUCCUUUCCCUCCAAGAAAUCAGAAGUAGUUCUUUUGUUUCCUUUCCCAGAGUUUUAUGUGAGCUAUGGACACUCUUUGUAUGUUUUUAAGGCAGUGCACUUCCAAUAUUGAUGGGUGGAUAAAAAGAAAUAACUUUAUUGAUCCCUGAGUUUAAAUUCAUUUGCUUCAGCAGCACCUUAUAACUUACUUACAGACAUAGUUAAAAAACAUAACAUAAAGCAAGCGCACACUGUUAAAUGCAAUACAUUUAAGACUCCAAACUAUGCACACGAUACCCUGGCUGGGGGGAAAGACAGGUAGGAUGAGAGGAGACUUUAUAUAUUAAUGACUGCGGGCAAAAAAGAUCCAUAGCAGAUCCUCAUGGGCACCAUGCUGGAAACAAGCUGAUGGGUAAACAUGCUGCAUGACAACAGGCCAUGAUGUGGAUGGGCAGUGUAGGAUUUGAAAAAUAUAUUUCAUGUAGGAAUUGAGUGAAUUUAACUUGGUUAAUUAAUGAUCAGUUUUGCUGACGGCAGUACUGGUAAUUACUCCUAAUUCAGCAACGGUACUUUAUUUACCUUUCCUUUCUUGGUUGUAGGAGGGAGUCUCCAACCUUUAGAUUUAUAUCAAGGCACACUCAUUUUAAGGAAGAGAAUAAUAUAAUUUAUUAGUAAAUACAAGGGUUACAGAAGUAUGAUAAAUGCAUAUAUAAUCAAAUAAACGCAGACAGCCUAGACAGAAAAACAUGUAACAUAUAGGCUGCCUGUCUGCUGGUAUUUUAGAGUUCUACUUUAUCUUGACACAGAUGAAUAGUUUUAUGAUAUAAUUUUGCGCCUUUUGUCUCAAGAGGUCUGCAGAGGAACCACCGGAGAGAUGUCAGUGCAACUCUCUUACCCGAUGAUGUCCAGGCAGGUCCUGGCACAAGCUGGAGUUCAGUCACUUAGUUUGGAAUGGAAGUGAGGGAAGGCACAGCUGGAUGCCUGCAUCGCUGUUAAAUCUGCCUUCUUAACAGGCCUGGCAUGCAGCUAAAGCCUUGCAGAACGGGCAGCGCCCACUUUGUCCUACAGCAGCAUUAGUCUUAGUGGCCUCACAUGCCAACAUUAGUCUUGCUGGCCACUAGUGUGCACCACUGUCCUUUUUUUCCCCUCUGUCUAACAACACAAGGCUUAGUCCUUAACCACAGUUGACUUCCUUGAUCAGUUUAUUUAAGCCUCUGACAUACCUUGUGCUGGCAUUUACUCAUUUAGCAGAUCAUACCAGAGAAUAGUACACUGGCCACAAUAUACAAGUGAGACAUUCCCAGCAGCCUGUGGUGCACAUUUUGAUAUAUUUUAAUACCAAAAAGUAUAUUUUCUUGUGGAUGCUUUGUAAAAAUUGUGAUAUGAAAGGAUGUGACCAUUUACAUAAAAAUCACCAGAAAAGAGCCAACCAGUGACAUCACUGGUCUAGUACUGAGCUGUGGAAGAACACAAAUCCCAGAAAUCAAUGGGGCAGUGCGAACCAUAAUGUGAUUUGCCUGUCUCAUAAAUGCACCCUCUCAGACUACCAGAAAUUACCAGACUUGCAUUCAAACCAUGAAGUAAAAGCCAGUUCUCAUCAUAUGCACGCAAGUCAGCUAUUUACUGGUUGGAUGUAGGGGUGGGUUAGCGGAUUGGCAAGCCAUGUACGUCAGUUCUGGGUGCUGCAUUGAUUCUUAGGAUUUGAGUUCUUCACGUUUCUCAAUACCAGUGAAGUCAGUUCUUUGAGCAUUUUUCAGAAUUCUUGCUUAAAUAGCUGCAUUGUUUGCCAAUUUUAUUUUCAAAGCUCUCAUAAACUGGUAAAGUAAAACAUCACUUUAAACAGAAGAUUCUUGUAUGGCAUUUUUUUUUUUCUUUUUAUACAGCAGGACUGUUAAUCGGCCGAGUCCAAUCUGCUGUUAAGGUGGACCAUGAAGUAUUUAUAGCUCUGCUCCCAGAUCCACCCUUAGCAUUUUUGCUGCCCUAGGUGAAGCUGUAAACCGUUAAACAAAUGGCAGAAUCACAAAAGAACAAUGUUGGUAAAAUUCCUCUGUGUUCAAAUUCUAAAUAUAACAAUCCUUGCCCAAGUUUGAACAGCUUUUCCACUGAAUAAACAUAGUAAAGAUAAUCUAAACAAUCAAAAGAUACAACAGGACACAUUUUUAUAUGUUGUUGCAGCACCCAUGUUUGUAGCUGAUGAGUACUUAACGUUUAUGCACUACAUUAACAUUGAUGCUGUUACUUUUUAACUGGACCAACUUUAAUGUUGCACUGACAUGGGCAUUGGUUUUCGAAAGGGCAAAUGCUUGUCUUGGAGUUAACAAGUGCAAAUCCAUGCUCAUAGAAAACAGCACAGCAGGUGCCUUGUCAAUGGAGCACAACUAUGCAAUGGCACCUGCUCAUGGUCAGUGUAUAUAACUUAAUGUAACUACAAUGUUGGUUUUUUUCACUUGCCAACUCCUGGGCAGGCGCUACGCGCUAGUCACCUCACGGCGCUGCCGCUCAGUUAUGGGGAAGCGGAUGUACAAUUUAAACAAAUUAUUUUCAUGGGAAUUGUUACAUAUGCAUAAUAAACCUAACUAUUUUACAUUACAGCGAGUAAUUAACAAUAGUAAAACAUAAUAUAUUGAAAGAAAAUUGUUUCAUGUUGCAUUAGAGGUAUUCAUUUCGUUAUACGUUUUCAUUCUGUUUGGCUUUGAAAUUAACAUGCAAAUACUUUUUAAACUUACACUUUUACUGUAAAACUUCAGUAAAAACAAUAUUUGGAAUUAUCUUUUCAUCAAUAUCGCAUUGAAUUUUGAUUCCGUGUUUGGAGUUACAUCGUGACAAUGCAACGUAUAACUGCCCAUGAGUGAAUAUUGUUUCUUUCUCUCUAAUAAAUAAACUGACUUUUUCGAAUGUUUGCCCCUGUGAUUUGUUAAUUGUCAUAGCAAAAGCUAUUUUGUAGCGGGGCCACAUAGUUAGUGUUGUAAAUGUCAGUUCUGAGUGCGUCUCGUUUCAUUGUCCCGUUUGCUGUUUGUAUGUGUAUCAGUUAAUGCCGUCCCUGAAAAGGAGGACGGAUGAUGGAAGGAGAUCACAGCCACAAACCUGGAAAACACCUGUUCACAAUUAAUCAGUUACUGCCAUCACAGGACUAUUUAAGCCAGCAGGAGGAGAAGGAAGGGGAGAGGAGAGAAAGGAGACCAUUUUGUUUCAACCACGUUUCAACUUACUUGCUGUUUUUUCACAUCGCGCCUUUUCACCCGUUUGCUUUUCAUUUUGCCAGACUGUCUUUCAACCUCCAUCUGCUGAGACCCCGGGGUCGAUUCGCCAUUCGCUGAGGAAUCGUGGUGAGGUUGCUUCAAUCGCCGGGAAAGUCAAACAACGCAUUUACCGCUAGUUCAGUCAUCCGUAUUCAGGACAGUUUGUAUAACCGGACUCAAGUUCACAAUCAUUCAGUUUAUCAGUCAUUUUUGUUAUUCGUGUUGUGUGUUUAUAUGUUACAGGGGCAAGGGAGGGUUUUUUGUUGUAUUUAUAUUUGGUGGUGUCUUGUUGUUGCUGGGGUGGAGGGAUAUUUAUAUUUAUAUGUUUUCUAUUUUUUGCAUGUCUUGUUUCAUUUAAUACAUUUAAUCCGUUUAAAU